AUGGAUAACUUCCACCAUCUCGAUCAAAGCUUCGAUUUUGGCUCUUUCAUCAACUUCCCCGAAGACAACAACAUGGAGUCCAACAACAUGGACUUCCAGUUCCCUACGGAGGAUAUCUCAGCCGACCUGAGCUUGUCAGACAUGCAGCUCCUUCCAGACAUGGACUUCUCUCAGUACGAUGCAAGUGUCAAUUCUCUGGACACUUUUGAAUACUCUGCCUCUUCGGUCAAUGAGAGUCCCCUCACAGCCAACUAUGAGUCAUUUACACCACAAGCGGAAGAUUUCCGCUUCCUGGUAGAUUCAUGGGCUUCUACAGACCAGCGCUCACGCUCCAUGAAGCAGAAGCGAAGAGACGCCACUAUUGAUCUGCACCUCCAGCGGUUCAUGAACACACAUUCCGACUCUCAGUUAUUUCCCACUGACUCGGAAUUCUCUUUCUCCGACUCGCAUUCACUUUCGUACUCCCAUGAAUCAUCACAACAGAGUCCGGUUGCGAGUACACCGGCCUCGUCAGCAUCAAACAGCGACCGGUCAACGGUUCCUCAGAUCGGUGGCCGUGAGCUCGUGUUCGACAUCAAUCUGAACACGGCUACGAAUCUACCGAAGAAACAGAAGAAGCGCACUCGAGCGCAGAUAGAAGAUUACGUCAAUGCUCGUCGGAACGGCGUUUGCCUUAAGCACAAGAAGCAACACAAGAAGUGCAACUGUCACGUGAAACAAUCCGAAAAGACUGUAAUGGAUGCCAAGAGGAAACGCAGGGCAGCAUUGCCCAAGGUUGCUAUGACUGCCCCAGAACUAGCAGCCACUUCUCUCUCCGAGACCCCAUCCACUGUUUCACGGUCAUCAUUCUCGCCAUCGGUCUUUUCUCAAGUCGAUAGCCAAUCGUUCAACGAGGAGAUUGACUCUGCCUUGGCAAGCCUGGAUGACUUGAACGAUAUGGAGCCGUGGGCCAGCUUGGUAUCGCAUACAUCAAUGGCAGACACAACACAGCAACAAUUCUAUCAAUCGGAGUCGUAUGGCUGGUCGCCUGUUCGUUACCGCAACAUCAACACGCCGGAGGUGUCCACGAAUUUACAGACCAACGUUGAAUACUUGCCAGAGCGGGACGAAUCCUUCAAUCAAUUGCUUGGACUACGCGAUGGCGUCAGCGAUCACGGCUUACGCAAUUCUGGCGGACUACUCACGACAGGAGGACUAUCAGGACUACCGAAACGCAUAUCUGGCCCUCGGCCGAAUAUUUCUUCUGGUCAAUCAGGUGUACUGAUUUCAAGCCAAAUAGGACUACCAAACGCGCAAGGACAAGUGUCCACCCCGACUCUGCAGAUGCUACCAACGACCAGCUCACUGGUUCCACCGGUAGCAUCACUGCGACUACCGGGAGGCACAUCUACGCCUAUGCAGAAUAUAUCGCCUGUACGGCCAAGCACCCCGGAAUCGAGCACGAUGGUACUUGCAAACGCACAACAGCAGCCAUCCACCCCGGCCCCGCAUGUGCUACCGACGACCAGCUCCCUGGUUCCACCGGUAGCAUCACAGGGAUUAUCUGUCCGACCAGGACUACCAUUGGAGACUGUUGUGCCAGUAUCAAAUUUUGGCCGACAGACAGUGCCAACUUCAACACUAUCGCCACUGCCGUCUAUGGCAGCACCCGUACAGUCACGCCUUCUAGACAUCGCACCUUCACCUGUUGCGACGGUUCUACCGACACCUCAAUUGACGGCAGCGCAAUCACUGGCAGUACUCUCAUCGAUACUCGCUCCAGGAUUGCAGGCCGUUCUCAGCGAAUUACAAGCAUCGACCCAUGCCGGCGCAAUGUUCAAAGACAUUCCCAAGGCCGCUUAUCUGGCUGUUGGACAAUUCUACGGAAUUUCGACAGCUGUUUUGUCAGCGGUAUAUUGGAUAUCCGAACUCUGUGUCAUGGCUUUACAGGGCAUGCAGCAAGUUGCAAUGCCGUCUCAAUCAAACUUGUAUAACUUUGCUGAGCAAUUCCGCCAACGCAAGCCCGUGACGAAUACUUGCGCCUCAGUGCUAUCUACUUCGCUGUCUCUAGACUGCCCAAUGGCUCUGCAAGUUUGA
This is a messenger RNA of Talaromyces marneffei, 2076 nucleotides long. RefSeq lists its product as uncharacterized. Lineage: Eukaryota; Fungi; Ascomycota; Eurotiomycetes; Eurotiales; Trichocomaceae. The coding region runs from base 1 to 2076 and encodes 691 amino acids. The record is from RefSeq and is a predicted model, not a curated record. The transcript is spliced from 2 exons.